Molecule: messenger RNA, 993 nt
Organism: Adineta ricciae
Lineage: Eukaryota; Metazoa; Rotifera; Eurotatoria; Adinetida; Adinetidae
Source: the annotation of a GenBank genome assembly
AUGAGCUCAAAUAGUUCGGAAAUCUUUGACGACAAAAAAUAUAUUCUUCAUCGAAUUAGAUUUUUCAUUUUGAUUAUAUUGGAAAUUCCAGCGGUUUUCAUUAGCCUUUUGAUUUUUGCCUUUUUCAUUACACAUCGUUCUGUGCUGAAGAAUCUUCAAAAUCAAGCUUUAUUAGUUUUACUACUCGCCAAUUUCAUCGAAUUAGCUACCAGUAUACCAAUGACCAUAGUUUUCUUUCACUUUUCCUAUGUUAAUCCGGCAACAGCAGUUUAUUGUACGUGCUGGACAUUUCUGGCCUAUAGUCUUGCCGUCAUCGGUGAAUUUCUCAUGGCCACCAUUUCUGUACAACGACACACACUUAUAUUUCAACCCCAAAUAUCACAAGUGCUCUAUAAACGGUAUAUAGUGUACCAUUUACCUCUACUCUUAUGUAUCAUCUAUCCAAUUGUGUUUUAUAUAUUUGCCAUUUUCCUUUAUACAUGUGACGGUACUCAAUGGGAUUUUCAAGAGAAUGGAUGUGGUUUCGCAAACUGCUAUUUUGUAUAUGACAAAACACUGGGUACGUUUGAUUGGGCAGUAAAUAAUGGCUUCCCGAUGGUAGUUAUUUUCAUGGCUAAUAUCAUCCUCGUCAUACGAGUUGUCAAGAACAAACUCCGUCGACAACAACUUGUUACUUGGCGAAAACAUCGACGAAUGACUAUACAAUUAUUGAGUAUAUCAAGUCUUUUUUUAAUUGCCUGGUCACCAAGUCUGAUCAUUGCACUCAUUCAACAAUUAUUCGCUCCAGAUUUUGCACUACAAAUUCAAAUGGAUUAUAUAACCGAGCUCAUAUACCUUGCAUGUCUCCUGUUGCCAUUAGUAUGUGUUGGUCUGCUACCAGAAUUUAUUAAAUGGAUUGUGAAAUAUUUACAUUGUGGAGCAACCACAAACAAUAUUGUUAGACCAACCACAGGCAAUGUUGUUAGACCAAUCACAAAAAAUAUCCCAAGAUAA